GUCAUCUAGACCCAUUUAUAUGGUAGAAGUGAUCGGUUGAGAAACAAAACUUGUUGUAAGAGCAACAUAGGAACAUACUUAAAAAUUUUGUGCCGAUAGUUCUAAAAUGUUAACAAUCAGCAAUUUAGUGCUUAUUUUGUCCUGUCUUGGACUUAUUCUUCCGACAUUUUGUCUUCCAGUUGAUGAAAAUGACCAAAAUGAGCCAAUAAGUGCAACAAUAUCAGCAAUAACUUCUGCUGCGGCGGCCGCGGUAAGCGCGGGAACCAGUGUUGCGGGAACAACAAUGAGUGCGUUAAUGGCAGACGGUUAUGCGGUCACGUGCGGUAUCGAAAUAGAAAAUUGGACAAAAUACGUUUUAGCUUUUCCUAUUGCUCACGUAAAGGGAGGAACUCUUUCGUCUCCACCUGUGACAAUAUUACCGGCAAAGAAAGAGGUGAUGAUAUCUCACAAAGCUUCUGGUACCGCUACAGGUGUUUACGGGACUGCGUCUUGGCUCAUAGAAUCGACAGCUGUUAGUCAGCAACGUCGACUUGUUGUCAUGUGGUCAGCACCGUACGACUUUAACAUUCACAGCAACACCCUUGCUGUAGGAAUAACAACUCCAGGACAAACGUCACAUCCGGUAGGACCAACAUGGUUCGACAAAAUGUAUUAUGAUGAGAAGGUCGCCAUAUUGCCGUAUAUAAAGAAAGAAUUUGUCCGCGAUUUCUCACCAAUCAUCUUUGAGGACGCUGAUUAUCAGAUAGUUGCUACUAUGGGAUCCAGUCACAAAGCUCAAGUCAAGAUUCAUAUUAGACCGAAGAAAUUUGAAGAUCUUGCUGCGAAUAUAAAAAGCCAGAUUCAGAAAAAAUAAUUUUUGAACAGUUUUCUUUAAUUACCAGUUGUUUUAAUCUAACAAUUUUGUCUUAAAGAUAAACAUUUUUUACUUUCAAGAUAAGGAAUAGUGAUAAAUCAUAUAGCUCUCACUUAUGAAGAACUUUCAAGUUAUUAUUUGUACAAUGUAUAUAAUAUUAAAAAAAUAGACUGCCAA
This is a messenger RNA of Ruditapes philippinarum (Manila clam), 1030 nucleotides long. RefSeq names its product tereporin-Ca1-like. The record is from RefSeq and is a predicted model, not a curated record. The coding region runs from base 107 to 853 and encodes 248 amino acids. Lineage: Eukaryota; Metazoa; Mollusca; Bivalvia; Venerida; Veneridae. The transcript has a single exon.